AUGUCCAACGAUCCCACCUCCCCCAUCUCGGUCCCACAUGCAGAGAACCGUCGACGUCGUGGUUCCAUCGCCGACAUAUUCUCCAAGCCCAGCAACCCAUCCAACACCCAGGGUGCAAACCAACAGUCCAACCAGCGUCGGCUGUCAAUCACCACGCUAGGCCUCUCGGGUUCCCCCACUCAAGCAUCCGCCUUUGGUGGCAACCGCAACUUCCGUCGAGGUAGCCUAUCUAGCUCAAUGGGCUCCAACGUCCCGGCCGAAGAUGCCCUCGAGGAUGACCAAGCAACAGGAUCCUCGCCUAACUCGCAGUUCGGGAGACGCGUCUCCUUUGGUGCACAGGCCCUGCGUGAUGCUCGUGCAGGAAGCAUAGGCAAUGGUAGAAAUUACCCCCCUCCAUCUGCCGUAGGCGCGCGCCGUUCCCCUCCGGCUGGUUCAGCCAUUGUUACUACCCGUUCUUCCGCAAGUACUUCAACCUCUCCUCAGGAUGAGAGAUCUAACGCAUCACGCCGACCCUUAGGCGAAGGCUUUAACUGGUCAGAGGCCCUCCGCUCUCGUGCCGAGCGUGCCGAGCGUGCCCCUUCCCUCGGCAGCCCUGUCUCCCCACAGGCAGCCCAGCGUUCCGUCGGUCACCACCAGCGUGCUGCUUCCAUCGCGUCGAUGGAGCAGCCUAGCCGGGAAAUGCCCCGUCAGCCUAAGCAGAAUAAGCCGGAUUUCUUCCAGGAGAAGAUCUUGCGAGGUGACUUUAUGGAUUAG
Penicillium verrucosum is the source of this 753-nucleotide messenger RNA. RefSeq lists its product as uncharacterized. The transcript has a single exon. The record is from RefSeq and is a predicted model, not a curated record. The coding region runs from base 1 to 753 and encodes 250 amino acids. NCBI's taxonomy places the organism in Eukaryota, Fungi, Ascomycota, Eurotiomycetes, Eurotiales, Aspergillaceae.